Molecule: messenger RNA, 4873 nt
Organism: Halichondria panicea
Lineage: Eukaryota; Metazoa; Porifera; Demospongiae; Suberitida; Halichondriidae
Exons: 17
Coding region: 115-4725 (1536 amino acids)
Biological process (GO): protein import into peroxisome matrix
Cellular component (GO): cytosol; peroxisomal membrane; peroxisome
Molecular function (GO): ATP binding; ATP hydrolysis activity
Source: RefSeq, a predicted model, not a curated record
UUGUUUCUCUGAGGUUGAGCCAGCUAAGUCACUCACUGCACUAGCGAGGCUCACUAGCAUAGUUAUCACUAGCACUACUGUACUGGAAGGCUAUUGUCAGUCCUGCGCACUACAAUGUCCUUUGCAACAGGGAGGUCUGAUCCACAGACAGGGAGACUCUUCUUCAGAAGCCAUGGAGACUGUUUUAUCCAUGCAACCCAGUGGUGGAUCAAGUAUUGGAACCCCAGCUACACUAAGGACGGGUUGGCUAUAGUUCGUGUGACAGUUUCCAGUAGUCCAGAGAAAGUGUUCCUGACGACCCUCUGCCUCGCCCCUAUCCCCUACGAGAAUGUACAGAAGGGGGUUAACCACAAGCAGUACCUCGAAAUUGAUCCAAAAUUUGCACAAGAGCUCAAAAUUCCCGUUGGUAUGAAUGUGUUGGUUGAGUCCAUUGGAGAUGUGGAGCGUGGUGACUCUCUUGUAUUGGCUCCUGUGACAUCCAGUGACUACGAUAAGUUGGAAAAAUUCAGUGAGAAGAUAGACUAUGAGUUGACUGAGCGGAUCAGAGUGGUGUCUUGUCGUCAUACCUUCCCCAUCUGGAUAGACAACUUGGUCAUUCCAGUCAGAGUGGUGAGCUCCAAACCAUCUGCCAACUGGAUCAUCCUUGUUCCCAAUCACACUAUGGUACAGCUGCAACGAGACGACUCUGUGCCCCCCAACUCCGGCAUUAGUAUCAUGUCGACCACCUCCACCCCUGGCCAGGGUAGCUCCAGCAAUGGGAGCCCAACCCCUUCAGCCUCCAUAUCCUCCACACUCUCACUACCUCCCACACAAAAAACGGCUAACCGUCAGUGGGACUUUAACAAUGAGCGCUCCAAAGUGAUGCCACGACAAAAGAAGUCGUCUUCAAACAGAUCAAGUAACCUCUCCGAUAGCUCUGUGGAUACCAGCCCCGUAGACGAUUCUGAUCCGUUUAGUUCAUCCAUAUCACGCUUUGCCAACUAUGUCGGCAAUUGGAUAUUCUCACGAGAAGGCAGCCAGGUGGAAAAUGAAGAGCGUCCGUCGCAACUGGAGAGUAGAAAAGGAGACAAAGCAUCAUCCGCUACUUUGGACUCCGUGGGAUUUGAGACUCGAUGUUUUCCUGGCAAUCAAAGUGGCAGUCAAAUCAGACUUGGCAAAGUGGCGGAUGUUUUGGAAGAAUCGAACCCCGUUACAGAGCAACCCCUAAUCGAGACCAGCUCCUCUCCCCACAAUCAGAUAAUGAACGAGAUCAAACAUACAGUUCCUCGCUAUACCGGCCCUCUAUACAAGGGCGCUGGAGCUCGACCUGGUGCAGUUACACCCGACCCUCCUCCCAAGCCUAGUAUGAGCUCGGAGAGUGAGCCAACAGACAAAACUCAAAAAUCCUACCAUAAACGAUUUAACACGUGGCAUUCUGACACAGACUUCAACAAGAGACCUUCACCUGGAUUCAGAGGAGGCCAAAGAGCCGUUGUUCCUUGUAUGUGCGUCAAUUUACGCGUGCAACCCCACCCCAUAUCAGGAUUAUGCAGCUUCAACUCAAGUGUUGAUUCACCUCCAAUCUCAGGCAGCGGCUUAUGGGGUCAGGACAAACUAUUUGAUAUCUUUGUGCAUCCAUCCACUAUGCCGGAGAUUUUCCUUUACUGGCAAAAUGUCUGCACCGGGUCGAUACUGGUGGAAAUAACACCCACCAACCCUCUUCCCUCAGACCCCAAGGAGAACAAACCCACUACCACCGCUCCAGACGAACAAACUGAUGCAAAGCAAGACGCUCGCUCCAUUUCUUCUAGUGAGGCUUUGCUUGUCUCCCUUCUACCUAGCUCUCUGGUGGUGCGGCUAUGUUUUGCUACACGGAUAAGACUGGAGGAUGGUCAACUAAUAACUAUGAUUAAAGAUGGAUGCUCCACUGAAGACGAUGAGGAGAGUGAUACCCAGUGUGUUGAUUUUUCAGUGGCAGUUGGCCACGUGGUGAUGAGCGAUACCGUUAGACAGCAGUUGAGGAUCAGGACGUGCUCCCCUGUGACACUACAGCAUGUGAAGGAUGAGUGGAGGAUCAGCUACAAUGACAGACCUAAUCUGGUGCUGCAGCCCCUCAACCCAAAACAUAAGCACCGAGGUAUUGAGAUCAAGAACCUCUUUGAGGAGUGGGUCAAGGCAGUGUCCCACCUGUCCAGUAUUGGGGCCGUGUUGGUGGACAAACAGGUUGUCCCAGUUUACAUGAAUGAGGACGGUGAUUGGGUGUACUGUCGUAUGAAGAUCAGCGCUAUCAACACUCGGCGAGUGCCGCCACGAGUCCGUUACCUCUUAGCCACUGGACAGAGGCUCUCCCUCCAUAUCGACUCGCUCCCCUCCUCACACAACAGGCCCAGUUUUUCCAAACCAGUGUUCAGUGGUCGCUAUAGGGACACCUCUCCAAGCAAGGAGGAGGUAGUGACACUGCCUGCCAUGACCCUCUUGAACCAGCCAAACUUUAAUGUGCACAUUGAGCACUUCAUAGCUCUGGAGCAGCUGUACACAGAGGGUGUGGAGUACCUGGAGACUGUGUUCUCUCAGACAGGAAAGGGUGGGGCACUGCUCGUGUGUGGAGUGUCUGGGGCUGGGGGAAGUGGGUGUGGCAAAACCAGUCUAGCCAAGCUCCUCUGUAAGGCUGUGAAUGGCCACCCUCAUCAUGUCAAUGUGACCUUGGUCAACUGCACUGCUCUCAGAGGUGUACACUAUAAGAAGAAACUCAAAGUGCAUUUUUCCGAGGCGAUCCUCCACCAGCCGUCUGUUAUCCUAUUGGACGAUCUGGACCACACCACACCCCAAGUGUCCGACCCCCAGGAGCAGAUAGGGGAGGAGGGCAACGCUAGCAUCAAAAAGACCCAAGUUCUGCUGGACUUGUUUGAGCUGGUUCAGCAACAAGAAGCCAGAGUGGUUCUCAUAGCGACAGCUCAAAACAAGCAGCAGCUAAACAGUGACUUGUUGCAAUCAAGAGGAGUACACGUUUUCGAGAAAAUACUUGAAAUCAAACCCCCAACACUUGCCGAUCGGAAGGUGAUCCUGAGCUCAAUCCUCGGUUCCAAAUCAAUGAAUGUGCUCAAUGACCAAGAGCUAAGAGCUGUGGCACUGAAAACUGAAGGUUUCCAAGCUGGUGACCUUGUGACACUGGUGGACAAAGCCAUCAGUUUGUGUGAGCUACGCACUCUCUACCCUCAAGGCCUGGCUCCACUCACCCCCUCAUCUUCUGUCAAGACCCACCUGUCACCAUGGAUACACGCUAGCAGAACAAGCACUGAUGGUAGCUCUAGCGAUCUGGACCUGAGUUGCACAUCCUCUGCAAAUUCGUUUAUGACACCUCCAUCCUCUCCACGUAAAAGGCACCAAAAGAAAUUCUUCGACAAGCUGCACAGUAAAAAGAUGUCUACUGAUUCAACACAUACUCUGAUUCAAGGGGAGAGUGCAUUUACUGUUGGUCGGGGUCUCCAACAUUCUUCCUCCCUUUCUCAAAUGAAGCUGGGGGUGAACGACUUCUUGCGAGCUCUCAGGGGCUUUGUGCCAGUCGCUUUGCGUGGUCUACCCCUCCACCGAAGUGGGACUAUUGAUUUCUCUGGAGUUGGGGGUCUUAAAACAGUCAAGAAAUGCCUGAAAGAAACGCUAUUGUGGCCUAGCAAGUACCCGCGACUGUUUGGCCAGUGCCCCAUCAAGCAGCGGUGUGGAGUGCUUCUCUACGGGGCUCCAGGAACGGGCAAGACCUUUUUGGCUGGGGCAGUGGCUAAGGAGUUUAACCUCAACUUUGUGAGCAUCAAAGGCCCUGAGCUACUGAGCAAGUACAUUGGAGCCAGUGAGCAGGCUGUGAGGGAUGUCUUCACCAGGGCACUCUGUGCAAAACCUUGCAUUCUAUUCUUUGAUGAGUUUGAUUCUUUGGCACCUCGUCGUGGCCAUGACAACACUGGUGUGACUGACCGUGUGGUGAACCAACUCCUCACUCAGUUGGAUGGGGUGGAGUCUCUGCAAGGUGUAUAUGUACUGGCCGCCUCCAGUCGUCCUGACCUUAUUGACCCCGCCCUCCUGCGGCCUGGUAGGAUAGACAGAAGCCUCCUCUGUGACAUGCCCACUCAGGAGGAACGUAAAGAGAUCCUUGAGUCUCUCAGUCGGGAUAUGCCCAUUGCAUCUGGAGUUAAUCUAGGGGAGAUAGCGUCCAAGACCGAGGGAAUGACAGGGGCGGACCUCAAGGCCCUCCUGUAUAGUGCUCAAUUGCAGGCCGCUCAUGAAACUCUUAUUGCCCGCCAGAAUAGCAAGGAGACCAGUUUGACAGAGUCUUUGGAUGUUGGUCUUGUUCCUAGCACCCCUGAUACGUCUGGUAGGGGCAGCUCGAUAGCCUCGGUGAGUACUAAGAGACCUCUUGUUUUCAACUUCACCGAAGGGGGCGUUAGGAAGAGCAGCCAGCUGUCAAGUUCACUUGAGUCCACAGCAUUGGCUCUGCAGAAGAGAGGGUCAUACCUCAGUCUUCAACGGAGACGUUCCACUCUGACCAGAGACAUCGCUAGUGACAACAGUAUGUUUGGUAAGAAGAAAGGAAAGGGCAUCUCCAUUAAGCAAGAGCAGCUUUUCUCUGCACUCAGUCAAGUACAGCCUUCAAUCUCGAAGCAAAAACUCAAGGAGUACUAUCAAAUUUAUGGCAAGUUCACUGGUAAAACUAAGACCUCUAUGGAGAAUGUCAAGCCCACAGCAACUAUGGCAUAGACAUGCACUGACUGUGUUCUGCUUGUCUUUUUACUCCCACAUUACAUCAUACUUAGGAUUAGAAUUCAUUGACAAUGUUUAAUAUCGUGUUCUUGUGUGAUCAUCAUAGCAAAAAUUUAACAAUCAAUUUUUUAUGACGGACAUGAAA